Sitodiplosis mosellana (orange wheat blossom midge) is the source of this 1427-nucleotide messenger RNA. Its product is annotated as tRNA pseudouridine synthase-like 1. NCBI's taxonomy places the organism in Eukaryota, Metazoa, Arthropoda, Insecta, Diptera, Cecidomyiidae. The coding region runs from base 132 to 1124 and encodes 330 amino acids. Gene Ontology annotation, biological process: tRNA pseudouridine synthesis. The record is from RefSeq and is a predicted model, not a curated record. The transcript is spliced from 7 exons. Gene Ontology annotation, molecular function: RNA binding; pseudouridine synthase activity.
AACAUCAACGAAACUGAACAAAUGUCAAAAAUGUCGACCGCAUGCUUUUGACGUAUUCAAAUGUCAAACGUUUGCUUUCAAACUCAUGCAUUAUUUUCCAUUAUAACUAAUAUUGAGUUUUGGAAAAAAAAAUGGUUCGUUAUUUGUUGAAUGUUUCGUAUAUAGGAACAGCUUUUAGGGGCGUAACAUUCAUUCAGCCUUAUUAUAGAUACCGAGACCUGCGAACCAUCCAAGGAGUUUUAGAAAAUGCUGUGAAAUGUUUUUUCAAGAAACGUUGUACGGUGUGCUGCUCCAGUAGAACGGAUGCUCGUGUGCAUGCGUUGAGUUCAACAUUCCACAUUGAUGUGGAUCGCGAGCAGUUGUAUGGCGAGGAGGAGAAAUAUGAAAUAAUUGCUGCUUUGAAUGACAAUCUCAAGUGGCAAAAAGCUGCAGUCCGCAUAAAUGCCAUAAAUUUGGUGGAUGAAAAUAGCUUUGAAGCUUAUCGGAAUGUUGAAAAUCGUACAUAUUUGUAUCGCCUAGCGGUCCAAUGGAGAGGCAAACCAAAAGAACCACCCAUUGAAGAGAUUGAUCGAUGUUUUGUCGUCGAGGACUGCGAUAUGAAUAAAUUUAAAAUAGUGGCAGAAAUGUUCGUUGGCAAACAUGAUUUUCGCAGUUUUAUGCAGUACUCAAAAGAAGAAAAAACCAAAGAGGCUUGUUAUUCUCAACGGAAAAUUCAAUCGAUUAAAAUAGAACAAUCCAUGCCCUGUGUGAUUUCUUCUACUUGCGACAACUAUUUUCAAUUUUAUGACAUCACAUUUACGGCCAAUUCAUAUGUUUAUCGACAAAUUCGACGCAUUGUUGGCGCCUUAUGUGCUCUUGCCCAAGGUCGUAUCACUGAACGUGAUAUUUAUGAACUAUUAACCAUACCGUCAUUCCACACUUGGGAUCAUUUAUUUCGUCAAAAACAAAUCGAAACUGCUCCAGCUUAUGGACUUUAUUUUAUUGGAAUCAACUAUAAGCCGGAAGAAGAUUGGACGUUAGAGCCAAUAGAAUUAUCGGCUCGGGGUACACGGAUAAAAUCAUUUUUCGAUGGAGAUAAGCAAGAGAAACAUGGUCAUCAGUCUGAGGCUCAUGGUGCGACAUGAGAAUAUCAGAAUGGAAUCAAAAUCAAUCCGAGGCUUUGCCUCAACAUGCCAAAACUUUUGCCGUUUUCGGAUCUUAAUUAUCUUGUCAAAUGUUUGAGUUAUGCCGCGCACAAGAAAUGCGAACGCAGAUUUGGAAGACGUGUCGCAAGGUCAACAAACGAAAGAUGAGGGAAGAAAAGUUGAAAGUGUUUUUGCUCGAGAAAGAAGCGGAAGAGGGCAACGGAAAUCCAGCAGUUGGCAAUGAUGUCCUACAUCCAGAUCAACUAAAUCCAGAUUUACUCCCAAAUGUAGCGAUCUACCACA